Messenger RNA from Sapajus apella (tufted capuchin), 1442 nucleotides. It is a transcript of the gene DORIP1, whose product is annotated as chromosome unknown C14orf28 homolog. Lineage: Eukaryota; Metazoa; Chordata; Mammalia; Primates; Cebidae. The transcript has 5 exons. Bases 256 to 1188 code for a protein of 310 amino acids. The record is from RefSeq and is a predicted model, not a curated record.
GACGUGUCCCGCUGUCCUGGCUCCGUGGGUCCAGCGGGAUUGGGCCUGGGCGCUGGGGCUGCCGGGGCUCCCACCACGGCGGGUAACAUGGAGGCCGUGCCAGAGACCAGAACUCAGCCACGGGAGGCCGAGACAGCCGGCGGUGCUCGUAGAUGAGGCGGCGGCGGCGGCGGUGGCAGCAGCCCGGGCUCUCCAUGAGCAAGCGGCGGCGGCGACGGGUGCGGCGGCACCGGCGGUUUUCGGUCCCCGGGGAGGAUGAAGACACUGUUUGAAGAGAUCAAAGCAUCAAUUAAAAAUAACUAUAAUCAAGAUCGAUCAUUUUGGAGGCCUGUUCUUCCUUGGGGGGGUGUUUUUACUAUAAAAGCUGGCCGCAAAGCAGUAUCCUGUACACCACUCUAUGUUGAAAUAAGACUGAAAAACACCUGCACCAUAGAUGGAUUCUUGAUGUUAUUAUAUGUCAUUCUUAAUGAAAAUGAAAAUUUCCCCAGAGAACUCUCUCUUCAUUUUGGUAGAGAGUUUGUAGACUGUUUUCUUUAUUUAAUGGACACCUACAGUUUUACAACUGUGAAGCUACUUUGGAUUUGGGACAAGAUGGAAAAACAGCAAUACAAAUCUGAAGUUCAUAAAGCUUCAUUAAUAAUUGAUUUGUUUGGGAAUGAGCAUGAUAAUUUUACAAAAAAUCUUGAAAAUCUCAUGUCUACCAUUCAAGAGAGUUACUGUUCCAACUGGCGAUGCCCAACUCGAGUGCAGGAAGAUCAGCAGCGCACAAUUAAUAUAAAUCCUCCUCAAGAAAUUCCACAUGGAAACUUGAUAAGACUGGCUGUGGAUGAGUUAUUCUGUUCCAAGAUUGAACUGUGUGAAGAGCACGGGUGUGGUGGCUUAAGAGAAUUUUCCCAACGAAUUUUCUGCCAUGGGGCACCCCCUUUUGUUGUCUUAAAUAUGCAGCAUUGGAAAUCUGAAGAUCUGGCUUAUGUACCCUAUUACUUGGAUUUGUCUGAUCACAAGUAUUUAUUGGAAGGUGCCACAUUAUUUAACAAAGAGGAACAUCAUUAUUCUGCAGCUUUCCAGAUUGAUGGACAUUGGAUGCACUAUGAUGGGCUCAGAAAUGUGAAUUUAAUUUUGUUGAAUAAACCCCCAGAGUUUCUUCUCUUGUCAUCAUUGGUUUAUAUUCGAGCAACAGAGAAAUAAAUAUAGACUGAUGCUAAAAGUUGUUUUCCCUCCUGCCCAUGCUCCCCCAGAUGAAGGGCUUAUUUUGUGUAUUCUUGGUAUCCAAGGAAACAGUUCAACUAUACUAGUUUCAGAGGUGUAUUUUCAGUGUUUAACCCCAGGUAAAUGUUUUAUAUAGAGGAUCUAUGCAAAAAUGUUUGUAUUUCUUUUUUUUUAUAUUUCCUGAGUUAUUUUUAUAUGAGCAUAUUUUAUGUUGAAAUAAAAUAUAUCUUGUG